Megalops cyprinoides (Indo-Pacific tarpon) is the source of this 839-nucleotide messenger RNA. It is a transcript of the gene snx10a, whose product is annotated as sorting nexin 10a. Gene Ontology annotation, molecular function: phosphatidylinositol binding. Gene Ontology annotation, biological process: intracellular protein transport. NCBI's taxonomy places the organism in Eukaryota, Metazoa, Chordata, Actinopteri, Elopiformes, Megalopidae. The record is from RefSeq and is a predicted model, not a curated record. The transcript is spliced from 7 exons. The coding region runs from base 125 to 724 and encodes 199 amino acids.
UCACGGCUCGCGCGUGCCUAAGAAUACGCAGCGCGUGGGGAGCGCACCCAGUUCGGCACCUGGAGCGCUGGAGUCCGGCGAGGUUCAGAUUUAAACACGAAACCGAAUCAAAGCAGCGUCUGCGAUGGAAGACGAGCACGGCAUGGACAGUCUGAUGAAGCAGGAGUUUGUCAGCGUCUUGGUUCGGGACCCGCAGGUACACAGGGAGGACUUCUGGCACACGUAUAUCAGCUAUGAGAUCUGUCUGCAUACGAACAGCAUGUGCUUCCGGAGGAAGACGUCGUGCGUGCGGAGACGCUACAGGGAGUUCGUGUGGCUCAGGCAGAGGCUCCAGUUCAACGCCGUGCUGCUGGAGCUCCCGAAACUGCCCCCCUGGAAUCCCUUCUUCAGCCUGAACAACCCCCUGCAGGUCAAACAGAGGAUGGAGGGUCUCCAGCAGUUCCUGGAAAUAGUGCUGCAGGACCCCCUGCUUCUGUCUGACAGCUGCCUGCACCUCUUCCUGCAGUCCCGGCUCAGCGUGUCCAAGAUGGAGGCGUGUGCGUCGGGCCGGACGCGCUACUCUGUGGCCCAGGCUAUCCAACGCUGUGUGUGCGAGAGCCGGCGCUUGCCCUCCGAGGACUCCGACAGCGAGAGCACAACAUCAUCAACCGGCCUGGGAUACAGUGGGGAAGAUGCCCCGCCCAGAAGCAGCAGCCCACUGUGUGUCAGAAAGCCUGACCCCUGACCCUUGACCUCUGACCUGCCCCAUCAGAGUAUGCCACACCCUUUACGCUGCUAACCCCUCCUCCCUCCCACCUGUGUGGAGCUCUCCUGGGGCCUGAAGCAAGUGACUGGUGACC